AUGAAUAAUACGCAUGAUUUUGCGAAGAACAUUGAACUUCAAGAUAAACCUUCAUCAUCACCAAUCCAUUGUCUUGAAGAAAUAGAAAAUGUUGAUCCACCAUUAAAUAAAGAAACUGAACAAAAUGACGAGAAUUUAAUUAUUGACAAGAAACAAGAUAGUCCUACAGAAAUAAUAAAUAUGGCUCAAAUAAUUCAAACAGAACCAAUGUCAAUUGAUACGCAAAUCAAUCAUAAAAGAAUGGCAGAUCAGAUAGUUGAUGAACAAAUAUCAGAUAAUGAAAAUGCUCCACCAACAAAAAAACCAACUCGAUCAACUCGAUCAACUAGUCGCAAAUCAUAG
Adineta steineri is the source of this 342-nucleotide messenger RNA. NCBI's taxonomy places the organism in Eukaryota, Metazoa, Rotifera, Eurotatoria, Adinetida, Adinetidae. The record is from the annotation of a GenBank genome assembly.